Molecule: messenger RNA, 1560 nt
Organism: Nilaparvata lugens (brown planthopper)
Lineage: Eukaryota; Metazoa; Arthropoda; Insecta; Hemiptera; Delphacidae
Gene: sro
Product: D-beta-hydroxybutyrate dehydrogenase, mitochondrial
Exons: 6
Coding region: 1-1272 (423 amino acids)
Molecular function (GO): oxidoreductase activity
Source: RefSeq, a predicted model, not a curated record
AUGCGUUUCUCCGUGUCAAGAGAAACGCUAUUAGAUCAGUGUGCGACUCCUGCGAGUGCAGACGACAAGGUUUACCAAGUACCGUGUAGUCAACGUGCUUGUUCAUUGUUUACAUUAGUUUCAUUGUUUUUAAUUUGGCUAAUGGCUUUUCAAGUGUGGAGAUUAUUUGGAACGCAAAAGAGUGCUGUCUUGUCGACCAUGGGAAGUGCAGUGACCAAACAAUUCUCUCCUCUCACUCCAAGUGUUCACCAUAAUCAGUUCCUUCCUUCAGGGAAGUUAAUAGUAGCUGCUGCCUCUGCGUCGCUCUUUGUUCUCUACAGGAGAUUUUCUACAUCACAUAAGAGUUUGGAGGCUAAACGAUGCGAUGUGGUGCUGGUGACUGGAUGCGACUCUGGCAUUGGCUACAGUGCAGCAAAGCAUUGCCAUAAUCUGGGCUUCAGUGUUGUAGCUUCAGUCAUUGAUUUACAAAGUGCUGGAGCUAUGUCACUCAGAAAAUUGGACAACAAAUGUAUGUCAGUCAUCAAAUUGGAUCUCAAAAACUCUUCAGAUAUCAGUUCUUGUGUAGAACAUGUGAGGAGUCUCAUUGCAGAAAACUCAGAUUACAGACUCCAUGCUAUCGUCAAUAAUGCUGGAAUAAUGAUUUUCGGAGAACUGGAAUGGCAAGUUGAAGAUAUGAUUCGAAAUCAGAUCGAAGUGAACUUAUUGGCACCAAUUUACUUGACAAAGUCUUUCAUGCCAUUAUUAAGAAAGCAUAAAGGGCGUGUGAUCAAUGUAUCUAGUCACUGUGCAUUGGAAGCCCUGCCUGGUUUAUCUUCAUACUGUGCUAGUAAAGCUGGGCUGCAAGCAUUCAACAAUUCUCUGAGAGUGGAAUGUGCCAAGUUCGGAGUUGGAGUAAUCUCACUAGUUCCAGGCUCCUUCUUCGACCAGACAAAGAUACUCAGUAAGCAACCAGAACACGCAUCGAGGAUGCACGAAGGCAUGAGUGCCGAAUGCAAGGACUUCUACGGCGAGUACUUCCACGUGUAUCACAGCUAUCUGGCAGCAGUGAGCAAUUUGCAGCGCAAUGAAACUGUCAAGGAAGUGGACGAUGCAAAUUUGUACAGAAAUUUCACCGAUGCAUUAACGUCCAUUAAUCCCAAAGCGCUGUACAAGAACAGUCCUUGGUACUAUGAGGCUCACCAUCUGUUGUUCAAAGUGUUGCCCACAUCAUGGAGGGAUCAGCUUGUCGUCAGGUUCAUGCGGAUGCCCAAGUUUCAGGUGUCGGCUUCUUGAUUGCAAUUGCCAAAGUAGGAUAAUACAGGUAUCGUUUUCAAUGUCCAGGUUACUCAUGAUGAGUUAUUCAUAGCAAAAAUAGGAAACUACGACCGAUCUAUUUAUGAUAUUUAUGAGUGAUUUUUGAUCAGCACUAUUGGUACCCUAUUUUCUAUUUCCAUCCUAAACGUAUUUAUUUAUGUAUCGAUUACACAUAAUACAUUCUAUUUUUACAAUUACUAUAUAGAUUAAUAAUUGAAUUGCAUUACUAUUUUAUAAUUCGACAAUAAAAUUUUAUACUUUUUUAAA